This is a messenger RNA of Mya arenaria, 1277 nucleotides long. Its product is annotated as 39S ribosomal protein L12, mitochondrial-like. Gene Ontology annotation, cellular component: ribosome; mitochondrial large ribosomal subunit. The record is from RefSeq and is a predicted model, not a curated record. Bases 58 to 651 code for a protein of 197 amino acids. Lineage: Eukaryota; Metazoa; Mollusca; Bivalvia; Myida; Myidae. Gene Ontology annotation, biological process: mitochondrial transcription; translation. The transcript has 5 exons. Gene Ontology annotation, molecular function: structural constituent of ribosome.
CAAGCGUCUAUUCUUUCAGAUCGUUUUGUAACCAAACGUGACAGAAAAAUUACGGAAAUGAAGUCAUCUACAAUGCAGGCCCUUAAAUUAGUCUUACGAACAUCCAGCUGUAGUUGCAGGCAUAGAAGUCCAGGGAUGCUCAAAACAAUGCGAUCAUUGGAGAGUUUGCAAAGAUGUUUUAGCACUGAACCUCAAGAAAAGCCUUUACCUUUGCCUAACACACCAGAAAAGACAUAUUCCCCUAAAAUACAACAGAUAGUGACUGAUAUAAGUCAAUUAACAUUAUUGGAAGUGUCAGAUUUAAAUGAAUUACUAAAGAAAACCCUGAAUAUAGCGGAUGCUCCAGUGAUGGCGGUCGGUGCUAUGCCCACUGGUGCUGGCUCUGGCUUUGCAGCAGGGAAACAAGAGGAGGAAGAGGAAGCAGAGCCAGUCAAAAUGUCAUACACGGUCAAGCUCGAUUCUUUCACCCCGGAAAAGAAGGUGGCCCUCAUCAAAGAGAUUAAAACCCUCAUGCCUGGAACUAACCUUGUACAAGCCAAAAAGAUAGUAGAAUCAGCACCAGUUGCAUUGAAGACGGACCUAACGAAGGAUGAAGCGGACCAGCUUGUGAAAGCUCUAGAGGCAGUCGGUGGGAAGGCCACCGUUGAUUAGCACCAUGUCAUUCUGAUUAUCAGAUUAGAUAACUAACAAUGUUCUAUGUGUGAAGGCAAUUCUUACUUACACUAUUUUGUUCACCAAAAAAUAGUGUGAUAUUGAUAAUAACAUGUAUAAUACAGGACAUAAUCAAGUCAAGUGUUUGAGAAAUUAAAAGGUACAUUAUGGGAUUCCUGGGUAGCUGUGAGUCUGUGACUGUUGUUUAAAAUAUAUAGUUGAAAAUCAGCCACAUUAUGCUAAGCUUGACACAAUUAUAGCUUGUUUACUUAAACAUGUAAAUAGCAUAUUUAAAACAUUUGUAUUUUUAAACAUCAUGGAUGUCAGAACAAAAUUAUAGAAUCUAUAAAAGUUAUUAUACUAACAAGUAAUAGAAGUCGUUCAUUUUGAAUUAUCUAUUACAAGGUUUUUAUACCUAGCUGUAAGACUUGUUUUUCUAUUUAGGGGGAAGCAUGUUUGGAUAACAAGUGAAUUUCUUACACUGUAAGAAAUUGGCUGUCUUCAAACGCUUAAAUAUACUAUUACUAAGUAAUGGCAUUUUAUCUUACAGGAGAUAAUUACUAGCAUCUGAUCAAUGUUUGAAUUAUAAGCACACUUCAUGUACAUGUAGAGUUUGCCAGAGACAG